Messenger RNA from Trypanosoma theileri, 831 nucleotides. RefSeq lists its product as uncharacterized. Bases 1 to 831 code for a protein of 276 amino acids. NCBI's taxonomy places the organism in Eukaryota, Euglenozoa, Kinetoplastea, Trypanosomatida, Trypanosomatidae. The transcript has a single exon. The record is from RefSeq and is a predicted model, not a curated record.
AUGAUGAUGAUGAUGGGCCGUGUGAUGUGUGUGUUGGCCGUUGUGCUGUGCUGCGCCUGUGGAGCUACUCUCUCUGUUGGAGUGGCAGCCACUAGUAAUGAUGUAUGGAACGAUUUUCUUGGUACAGCAAUUUAUGAUUAUGAUUGUUUUAAGAGAAAUGCUGAGAAAUCUAUUAAUGGUAUCACUUGUGAGGCAUGGAAAAAACAUAAGAAGGAGACUGGAGAACCGGAUCCCUAUGCUCCUGCCUCUUCACCUCCUCAACCACUACAGAACACGGUGAAUCACCCUGUCCUAACAGAGGCCGUACAACGUCAAGAAAUAACUGGUGAGACUUCAUCACAAGGGGCUGAACUGGGGCAGGAAAGCAAAGGAACGAAAGGGGAUACACCAGAACACCCUGUCAGUGCCACUGAAGCUGAGGGACAGAAACAAGAGACAGAUGCGACAGAUGGUGCAAUCACAUCUCGAGGACAAACGCCAGAUUCUAAUGCAGCACAACAAGUUAAUCAAGAAACAUCAAGCACAACAGCUAACAGUACACUUGGUAAUUCUAAACCUUAUCAGCAAUCUCCUGCAACUGUGGAUGCGACUGACACACCAAACUCACAACAAACCAAUUCCACUACUCCGCCGAGCCCCGAGAGCACUACCACAGAAGCACCAACCACCAUACCAUCUUUAUCUUCUGUACCCAGCGCAGAGAUCAGCAGCAUUACUUCCACCAUGAAGAACAAUAAGGCUAAUGUUGACAACAGUGUCAAUCCUGUGUGGAUGCGUACUGCAGCACCGCUACUGAUUGUGGCUGUGUUGUUCUCCGUUACUGUGUACUGA